Molecule: messenger RNA, 1803 nt
Organism: Lactuca virosa
Lineage: Eukaryota; Viridiplantae; Streptophyta; Magnoliopsida; Asterales; Asteraceae
Source: the annotation of a GenBank genome assembly
AUGUUGCAAUCUACUCUACAUUUUGUGGAUCAUAAUUUUAGUCUUCUAAAUAUAUCUGGAAGGACGAAACAUGGAGAAAUUGUUCGUCUGAGGCUAAGAAAGUCACUAAAGAAGAUGAUUAAAGAAUCCGAUUUUCAAGCCCUCCAAUCAUUCAAACAAGAACUCAUUGACCCAAAUGGGUUCCUGAAAAGCUGGAACGAUAGCGGAUAUGGAGCUCAAGGUCACUGUGCUCAAGGUCAAGUUAUCGUGAUUCAACUUCCAUGGCGAGGAUUAGGUGGUCGAUUCACACCGAAAAUAGGUCAGUUUCAAGCUCUCAGAAAGCUUAGCCUCCAUGAUAAUGCCAUUGAAGGUUCGAUUCCGAAGGAAUUAGGGUUCCUUCCGAAUCUCAGAGGACUUCAGUUGUUUAACAACAGGUUCACUGAUUCGAUUCCUCCCGCAUUGGGUUCAUGUCCAUUGCUUCAAACUAUUGAUUUGAGUAAUAAUUCUUUGGUGGGUGUAAUCCCAGAAAGUCUUGCUAAUUGUUCUAAGCUUUGUAAGUUCAAUAAUUUUUCUGGUGCUCUUCCAGAUUCUUGGGGGAAUGACAAAAAUGGCGUCAAAUCCAUGCUCCAAUACAUUAUCCGGGGAACUACCAUUACAGCUCACAAGAUUAAACAACUUGCAGAGAUCAUCACUCGGGAACAAUUUGCUUUCGGGUGUAGAGAUUGUUUGAGCCGAAAUGGAGGAUGCGACAAGUUUAUCAAUAAGCUUUUAGAUGCUAAGAUAAUCAAAAAAGAUUCAAGAAACCAAAUAAUCCACUCUUGCAAUUCUUGCAACAGAGAUUUGUUAACUAGAAGCGGAAGAAAAAAAAAUGUUCAGUCUUGUACUAAAAAAAGAAGCCACUAUCUUGUUGCUGGCAUCUUUGAAUCAAAGAAAACGGAGAGAUUAUCUCUUCCAAAAGAUGCAAAAGAUAAUUUUUUAGAUUUUUCUUCUAACAUAAAGGCUUCAUUUAGGUCCAAUUCUUUGGUAGAUAUUUCGUCUUCUUCCAAAGGAGCUUCAUCGGUCAAACUUGUUAAGGUUAAAAGGGUUGCCAAAGUCAUUUCAAGUAUGAAUGAAGAUGAUGAUUUUGUUCGUCCUCCUGAUCUUGGUCAAUUUAAUGUUAAGAAUGCUGAAAUUACAUAUAGGAAUCCUUCGGGUUUAGUCUCUACAAUUUACAGAAUCCCUAAUGAUAUUCAGAAAGUUAUAGUUAAGGAUAUAGGACAUCAAGAAUCCUCAAUAUUUGUUGGUCUGGUUGCAUUUCUAGUGUUAUUGUAUCUUCAUUGCACAAAGACAUCUUCAGAAUCAUUCGCUAUGCCUACUAUUGAUGAUUGGAUCAAUCGUUCUUGGAAUCAGCUCCCAGGCAACAAAGAGAUGUUAAAGUAUGCCGAUAAACGAAAUGUUGAAUUUAACCAAGUUCAUCAAAAUCUUGUGUUAUUUUUUGGCCCAAAAGUAAAUCAACAUGUUGAAGCUUCUAAGAACUUGACAAAUGUUGAAAAACAAAAUGAAGAUGUUCAAGGUUGGGACUUCCCUCUUUUGGCUACUCGUAAUCAUAGGGAAAAAGUUUAUGAAUCCGCCAAUGGAUCUGUUGAUAUAAGAUUUGUGAUGGAGUUUCCCAUAACGGGUUGUAGGAUUCACAAAUGUGUUAUUGAUUUAUGGUAUGAUUUUCUGAAUGAUCUUAAAAAAUUUAAAGAAAUAAAGAUGAAAGUGAUUGAUAACGACAUGACUAGAGGAGGGAUCCCUUCAAAAUAUCGGGUUUUUCUUGAUAAUUUGAAAACAAUGUCUAAAUAG